Sardina pilchardus (European sardine) is the source of this 957-nucleotide messenger RNA. It is a transcript of the gene hamp, whose product is annotated as hepcidin antimicrobial peptide. Gene Ontology annotation, cellular component: extracellular region. Gene Ontology annotation, biological process: defense response to bacterium; intracellular iron ion homeostasis. Lineage: Eukaryota; Metazoa; Chordata; Actinopteri; Clupeiformes; Clupeidae. Bases 176 to 451 code for a protein of 91 amino acids. The record is from RefSeq and is a predicted model, not a curated record. The transcript is spliced from 3 exons.
CUUCUACAGCAACAAAAGGACCAUUCUAAAAACUUUCUUGAGAUCUUCCUGUCGUCUUUGAGAGAUUCAAGAAGCCUUUACAGCGGGAGCAGAUUAUACACUACAAGAGAAAAAACAACACAUAACCGAAGAACGUCAUUACUGGAAUAAAGUCGGAAGACAUAAAAAACUAAGAAUGAAACUCUUCACAACAGUCAUUGCUGCCAUCGUAGUGGUCGCCUGUAUUUGCUUAUUAGGCGAUGCUGCUGUUCCUUUCUCUGAGGUGGAAACCGACGAGACUGGGGAGACCUGGAGACCCGCGACAGAAACGCAGGAGCUUGCAGUGACAUCACCAGAAGUCACAAAUCCCCUGGCCCUCUUCAGGACAAAACGUCAGAGUCACCUGUCUUUGUGCCGGUACUGCUGCAACUGCUGCCGCUACAAGGGAUGUGGCUACUGCUGCAAGUUCUGAGACCCGCGGGCAUUGAGGCGGCCGUCGAGACUUUACCGUCACGCACAAGGCUCAAUAACUUAUUGAUGCAGCUUCUUUCUAAAGCUACGGUGGAAUUCGAAGACGAAUGUGGGCAGCCAGAUCCUUUGAAAAGCCCCCACUGGAACCGACUGCUUUUUGACGGUUGUCAGUUCCUUUCAAAUUCGGCUCAGGAGUCUUUCCUAACCACUUGUCCCAGGAUCCUCCUUAUGGAACCUUUGCAGCCUACCUAACCUGAGUACACUCUUUUGGCACACUUGCAGCUCAUUUUCUUAACCUGGAGUCUAUAUGACAAAUUAUGAUGUCAUUCUUUGUUCACUAUUGGUGAAUCUUUUGUAAUAUUUAAAUUAUUUUGUACAUGACGUUUUUGUAUGUUAGGCUAUCUGUAAACUUUUCCCUGAAAUGGUUCAGUGUAAAUAGUUUAAUUAUUGCUUAUGUAUAAAUUAUGCAAACUAACUGAUCUUUUCUAAUAAACACAGUAUACAUCA